UUCCGCCGCAGUCCAGUCGUGGUCGCGGAAGCAGCAGCAGCAUCAGCCUCGUCAGCAUGGAGAGCGCCGCCAUCAGCCUGUUCUGUAACGGAGCGGGGAGGAUCCCGUUCAACAAGGGCUCGGAGAGCCAGCUGGACCGCCCGGACCGGCCCGACCGCGGCCUGGAGGGACUACAGGCAGCGCCCGGACCCGCUAGCAAGGCCGCCAUGGCCGGAGGGUCGCUGCCCGAGUCCCCGGAGUCCGACGACUUCGUGCCCGACUUCGGCGGCAGCGCCCUGGUGGAGGAGACCCGGCGGCUCAUCGGGGGCUUUUACCGCGGAUAUAUCGGCCAGAAGACCCGGGACCAGCACCCCGCCCACGGCACGAUGAGCAGGGUGGUGGAGGGGGUGAUCCUCAAGCACAGCAUCGCGUACAACGGUAUGGUCCAGCGAUUGUGUUUGGAGCAGCAAGACGAUAGCAUGGAGUUUAUUAGCAGUGUGGCGAAGACCCUGUUCAAUGAUGGGACCACCAACUGGGGGCGGAUUGCCAGUCUGGUGGCGUUUGGUGCGGUGGUCUGUGAGCAGAUGAAGGAAGCAGGCAGAGAGCAGUGUGUGGAGAACGUCAUACAACACAUCUCAACGUACCUCAGUACAGACCAGCGACAGUGGCUCAUCAACAACAAAGCCUGGGGAGGUUUUGUGGAGUUCUUCCGUGAAGACGACUCCGAGUCACGCGUACGGAACGCUCUUAUGGCCUUCGCGGGAUUCGCUGGCCUGGGGGCGGGGCUAGCACUACUGAUGCGCUGAUUGGGUUGGUGCCCCAGCGCAGUUACCACGAAUGUUCGGGUCCGAUUGUGAUCCCUCCCCUCUGGGAGACCACCAUCAGCUGGCCGGCCAGUCAGGGCCCUUCGAUUGUGCUAGCCCUGUAGCACGUCUCAGCGGAGAGGAAAAGAAGAGCUUUAUUUAAGUGGCCGGAAAUGCUGGUCAUGAUAUUCAUGAUCCUGAGUUUAUUGUUUAUGUAACUUCUUGUGUGAUAGUAUGAGCUUCUUUCCUGCGCCGGAUCGUGGGUGAUUCGGUGCUGCUGAGAGAGGAAGCAGGUCCAGCUCCGUGUGUACAGUCUAAAGUUUUAUUUUUGUAAGAAAUGAACUCGUGCACCACUGUGGGGUGUGAAUAAACCUUUCCUUCCACUCAGA
Messenger RNA from Pygocentrus nattereri (red-bellied piranha), 1171 nucleotides. RefSeq names its product induced myeloid leukemia cell differentiation protein Mcl-1 homolog. The record is from RefSeq and is a predicted model, not a curated record. Gene Ontology annotation, molecular function: protein homodimerization activity; channel activity; protein heterodimerization activity. The coding region runs from base 57 to 785 and encodes 242 amino acids. Gene Ontology annotation, biological process: release of cytochrome c from mitochondria; intrinsic apoptotic signaling pathway in response to DNA damage; extrinsic apoptotic signaling pathway in absence of ligand. The transcript has 3 exons. Lineage: Eukaryota; Metazoa; Chordata; Actinopteri; Characiformes; Serrasalmidae. Gene Ontology annotation, cellular component: mitochondrial outer membrane.